AUGGCGCUUCUAACGCUAUCGUGGUGGCCGCUGCUGUCGCCGUGGCUCAGCCCCGCCGCGGCGUGGUUCAUCUUCUUCAACGCAGUCGUCGGCGCCAUCGCCGUCAUGUCUACCAGCGGCGCGCAGGCAGGGCAGGCCGGCGGUGGGGCCGAGGCCACGCCGUCGUCUCGGCGCAGGCUCUGCCGCAGCGGGUCAUCUAUGGUCCUGGAUCGUCUCCGGUCUUUCUUCAUCUUUCCCAUGGGUCAGCUGCCGAUCGAUGAAAGCAGUGCUGCCUUGGGCUCGUACUGCUGCUCGCCAGAAGCAGAGGCGGCGUCCGCGACUCAGGCGUGCGCGCCUGAGCGCAGUCCACAGGCGCUGGCGGCCACAACAACCGGCGGGACUGCAGCGAUCAGGGCCGCGCAACCGAGCGCGCCUGUGGCGAUGGCAACAGCGGAGGACCACGCUCCUCCGGCACUGCCAAUGGAGGAGGAGGAGGAGGAGGAGGACAAGGCAGAGACAGAGACAGAGGCAGAGAAGGAGCAAGACCAUGAUGAGUCCAUCAGCUUGGACGAGGCGUACGCGCUAGCCCAGCGGCAUUGCGCGCAGUCACCGGCGUCGCCACCGCCAGCAGCAGCAGCCUCUGCCACCGCUGCCCCUGCUGCGUUGCCGACGGAGCACAAGAAGAAGCCAGCGAAGGUUGUGGCGGACUGGCGGAGGGUAUCAAAAGCAGGGGAGGCGCUGGAGGGGAAGGCGGAGUUGAACGCGCGCGCAGAGCUGUUCAUCCGGCAGUUCCGGGAGGACCUCAGGCUGCAGAGGCUCAACUCCAUCCUCAAGCACACCCACGCCCUGGGCUCCCCAACGGCGGCGCGGUAG
Miscanthus lutarioriparius is the source of this 852-nucleotide messenger RNA. The record is from the annotation of a GenBank genome assembly. Lineage: Eukaryota; Viridiplantae; Streptophyta; Magnoliopsida; Poales; Poaceae.